UCUCAUUUUUUAUUCUACGGUUGGGAGGGCCUGAUUUGUAUUUUGUGUUUUGUUCGAAAUAUUGUUUGAUUGUAAAGGUGUAAAAUUUAAUUAAUUAUUUCAAAGCUAGCUGUCUCUAUGAAUAUACUACGCACGCACAUCGUCUGUUAACUGAGAAAAUAAAUUCGAGACUGCUACAUUUUUUUCGGUUCCUGGCGCAAGAUUUGACUGAACUGUGUUACAACUAAAAACAACAUGUUCUUCUGUAAAAUAGCUUUAUUAGUUGUUAGCGCAACGUUCGUCAUUUGCAGUCGCGAUGUAGAGGUGAAAACAGAGGAAGAUUUGGGUGUUAAAUACGCAAACACUUGCGAAGUGUGCAAAGUAUUGGCCAUGGAGUUGCAGAGUAGCCUCGAUGAGACCGGUAAAGUUCGAGAUGUUAUUGAGAUAGGUUAUUCACUUGAUGACAUUCAGCCUAAGAAAAAGACUAAAUAUCAAAAAUCAGAACUGAGAUUAAUAGAAUCCAUUGAGGGUGUGUGUGAAAGGAUCCUAGAGUACAAUAUUCAUAAAGAACGCCAGGACAGUACACGUUUUGCCAAGGGCAUGAGUCAAACUUUUAAAACUUUGCACGGGCUAGUUGACAAAGGUGUCAAAGUAGACUUGGGCAUACCCUACGAGCUGUGGGACAAGCCAUCAGCUGAAAUAACACAACUGAAAUCACAGUGUGAGACUUUACUGGAGAACAAUGAAGCAGUUAUUGAAGAUUGGUAUUGGAACCUUCAAGGGAAAAAAGAUCUGAAGGUUCACUUGUGUCUUGACCACGCUUUGAAGGAUGCAGACAAAGGGUGCAUGUAUGAAGAUCAAAAAAACAAAGAUAGUCAAGAAUCAAAGAAUGAUCCUAAGCCGAAAGAAACAGUCAAACCAGAAUCAGGUAGCUCUGUAAACAUGCAAAACUCAAAUGCCAUGUAUGACAAUGAAAAUAUUGGUUAUGAUGAAUUGCCUGAACAAGGUCCAGAACAUAAUGAACCAGGAAAAAUGGAAAAUGUGGACACAAGAGGUGAAAAAGGUGACCGUUAUGAGCUUAAUGACAAAGUCUGGAUUCCAGAGGAGCUCAAGAAACAAAGAGAGGAGCUCUAAGUGAAUCUCCAGUGAUCUUGGAAUAAGGAAGACUGUGAUUUAAUGCCACGCAACCUAAAACUAAAAUAACAAUGUAAAAUGUGAACAGUUUAAUAGUUUGUAAAAGAAAAGCUUUUAAAAUUAUAGGGUAUAUUCACACAGAAAGUAGAUUGCCUAUGCUGAUCAAUCAAUGCUUAUAGGCACUAUUCCAUGUUGAUAACUGCUACAUAAAGCAAGUGGAUAUGAGCAUGUGAUGGUGAUCGGAGCACCUGACGCUGGUUUGACACAAGUAUAAAGACUUACUAAAUUAUGUACUACCUGUGCUGACUGUCCACGUUGAUCAAUAAGCUGAUAGUGUGUUGCGGGCAACCUGUUUUUUAAGUGAAUAAGCCUGUAGGCUAUUUAUGAUCCAUACAGCCUCAAAGUUGUUUAGAUAGAUGAUGAUGUCAUACAAAUGUUUGACAUACAUCCAACAAGCCAAGGCAUAGUUAAGUUUAGAUAAAUAAAUAAUUUACAGUCAGUGUAUUAUCAAUUUCCUGCAUUUAAAUAGAUGAUAAGAAUAAUGUAGUAUAAUUUGUAAAUCUGUUAGAAUGAGUACAUGUUGUAAUAAGAGUCAUAUCUGUCAUCCAAUAAAAUAAGUAAAUACUAAAAAUACUAUUGUAACUUAAUACCAAAUGUUGUUUUUGUAUACAUUUAUUUUAUACUU
Messenger RNA from Bicyclus anynana (squinting bush brown), 1798 nucleotides. RefSeq names its product protein canopy 4 (gene CNPYb). Gene Ontology annotation, cellular component: endomembrane system. NCBI's taxonomy places the organism in Eukaryota, Metazoa, Arthropoda, Insecta, Lepidoptera, Nymphalidae. The transcript has a single exon. Gene Ontology annotation, molecular function: signaling receptor binding. The record is from RefSeq and is a predicted model, not a curated record. The coding region runs from base 235 to 1113 and encodes 292 amino acids.